GCUAAACAGCAGCAAGUUAUAUUGAUGGUUGAUAGUUUGUUGUUAUAUAUGUGGUAGUUGAGUAGAAAUGUUUUAAGUCUCUUGGUUGUUUACUUUAACUGGACCUGCGGAAGCUUGCUUCAGCAGUGUCUCAGUGUUCUGCCAAACGUUACCUUGUGAACGGUGGCCCAGGAGUCAGCGGGUGGCCAUGGGAGACACAGACGGUGUGAAUGCCGACCCUGAGCUGCAGAGUUUUGGUUGGAAUUCGUCGCAGCUUCGUUCGUACCCAUUCUCUUGUCGUCAAAUACCGCGAUUGUCGCACGCUGACCCGCGGGCUGAGGCCUUCAUCGAUAAUGAGGUUGUAUUUGCAGCAAACCUUAAAUGAUACUGUGGGGCGAAAAAUUGUGGUAGAUUUUCUGGGCUUUAACUGGAAUUGGAUCAGUAAACAACAGGCAAAACGAGGCUGGGGACCUCUAACUUCUAACUUACUUUUAAUUGGAAUGGAAGGGAAUAUAACACCAGCACAUUAUGAUGAACAGCAGAAUUUCUUUGCACAGAUUAAAGGCUACAAGCGUUGUAUUCUUUUUCCUCCAGACCAGUUUGAGUGCCUCUAUCCCUAUCCAGUUCACCAUCCCUGUGACAGGCAGAGUCAGGUUGAUUUUGAAAAUCCUGAUUAUGAAAGAUUUCCUAAGUUCAGGAAUAUAGUUGGUUAUGAAACUGUGGUGGGACCAGGAGACGUACUGUAUAUCCCCAUGUACUGGUGGCAUCAUAUUGAAUCUAUUCUGAAUGGGGGCAUCACCAUCACUGUUAACUUUUGGUACAAGGGAGCUCCAACCCCUAAGAAAAUAGAGUACCCUUUGAAGGCUCAUCAGAAGGUUGCAAUCAUGCGAAAUAUUGAAAAGAUGCUGGGGGAAGCCUUGGGAAACCCACAGGAGGUUGGUCCCUUGUUAAACAUGAUGAUUAAAGGGCGCUAUGAUCAGACAUUGACAUAAUAGUAAAACUAUCAGCUGUUGGAGGAAAUGACUCUAUUAACUUGCUGCUAAUUAUUGCACGCAGCACUUACAUGCUGGUGGGUUCCCUCUUUCACAUUCUUACAUGCCUCAGUUUAUACAUGGAACCAAAAAUGAAAGGGUAAUUUGAAAAGAAAGUCUGCAUUGGCAUAUUUUCUGUCCUUAGUCCUUUUGGAUGUGCUCAUGGCAAAUCCAUCUACUUUCCUGUUUGACCUGCCUGAGGACAUUUGGAGAGAGAGAGAUGUACAAAGCUUUGAUUUCAAGUUCAGUUUUCACCAGAUCACAGCAGAAUCCACUGUUCGUCUAGGCUUAAAUAACUUUGCCAUGCAGGUCUUUUGGUGGUACGUUGAACUCACACGGAAUAAAUGGCCUUCACUCUAGUGACCCUGAACCACAGAAGAUGUUUGCUUAAGAUGAGUUCCGAGUGUACUGCAGUGCCUCAACUACAAGUUGAGAUUGUGGCUGUGCGUGAUACACAGCUUCUGUUCUGUUGCAUUAUACAUUUUUGUAUGUACCAGCAUGACAUUGAUUUAUUAUUAUCCUGGAUGGGUUGACAGAGUUUUCCCGUGUUUUGUGUUCAGUGUUUUAAUCGCCAGUUUGAUUUUCUGUGCAAAAAAAGUUUUUGUGAAAUGAUUCUGUCAGUAAAUCUGAAUAGUGGUGGAAGUUUUCAUAUGCGAAAUGUUGCAGAACUGAUGAUCAUUUAAAAUUAUGAGUUCUGUAUAAUAGAUGCUUUUGCAGUUUGGACAGACAUUGCAGCAAGACCAGUGAUCAUUGAAGGGAUUGGUUUGGAGAAAGGAUAGGAUACACUUCUGAAGUAUAACAACCAACUAACUAGUGUAAGCAGGUUGCUACUCCAGUGUUGCUACCCCAUGAGUAGAUUGUUAUGCUUGCAAUAUUAGUCAUAAAUUGCAACAUUUUUGUCUUUAUGGGUGCACACAAGUGAGUGAUCACAGUGUGGCAAGCUUAUACAUCUCUAAUCUGAUGCAGUUUGAGCAUAUUUAGGAAAUGCUGUAUGUGGUUCUGCUGAUGUUUUUAUCUGAAUAUGAAUGAUCAAACUAAUUCUUCUGAUGUAUUUUUAUCUGAAUGUUCAAACAAGUAAAUCUGCUGUACUUUCCGAUGCUACUCAUUGGUUGGCACCUAACUGUUCUUACAGAAGUAAAAUUUAUUAAGGUGGAUAUUAGCGGCCUGCUUGCACCAAGUUACACCUCAGUAUUUUAUUUCUUUGUUGUGUAGCACAGAAGAAUAGAAUCUUAACUGUAACCAUUUGACCUAAGGUUUUUUUUUAACAUUCUGGCCCCAGAUGGGCUGGCUGGAGAGGGAUGAGAGUGAAUGGCCGACUCCAGUUCAUUUGGGAAAUGCCGGUUUAAAUCCUAGCCCAGGAACACUCCCUGGUAUUUACUGUACACAGACACUGUGUGAUGUCAGCAAAAGAUUGCUUGGCACACUAGAUAGAUAUUGCAGAUUUGGGGAGUGUACUCCAAGGGGGGGGGGGUAUGGACAAGCAUUUGCACCACUUUUCUAGUAAAAGUGGAAGGGCUGUAGCUUCAUGUUCCAAACCUCCUAGGCCUCCUCAGGACAGUGGUCACAAUCAGUCUUUCACUUGCCUCCCUGUUUCUCCUCAUACAUUGGAAGUAGUGGAGGGACUGAAUGUGCAUAUUGAUUAAUCUCUGAUUGAGGAAGGGGAAAGAGUACCAGAAAACAAGUUCCUUGUUCUUUCUUGUGUAAGUGUGUCGCUUUUAGACAGUUGAUUGUGAUAAGAACGUAGUUAAGACAUAUAAGGUUACUCUGCAAGCUGACCCACAUAUCUUUUGCCACAUUUGAAAAGAUAAUUUGCACAUAUGCAUGUUUGCAAAUUCUAAACUGAUGUAAAUGUUAUAUAUACAUGCCUAUGUUUAUGUACAUAUAUGCACACACACUUAGACACUUGGUAGGGCUGAAUGCUUGCAGUGUGUAAACCCUUAUGUUGUAAAUUCAGAACACUUUCAUAUUUAUGAAAUCAACAGUUACAACUGCUGAUUCGCUGUACCUUGAGCAUUUUUUCCUUAAAUCAUAGAACAGGUGAUAUUUACAGUGAAUAGGGAGUGAGAUUAUUUUACAGUCAAAAGGAAAAAAAUGCUUGAAUUAAAAUUUCUUUCUACAUUUGUUUAAUCCUUGAAUAUUGAUCAGUAAACAAAAAGCUGGUUCAUGCCUUUUUUUUAAACUGUG
Molecule: messenger RNA, 3194 nt
Organism: Protopterus annectens (West African lungfish)
Lineage: Eukaryota; Metazoa; Chordata; Ceratodontiformes; Protopteridae
Gene: HIF1AN
Product: hypoxia inducible factor 1 subunit alpha inhibitor
Exons: 7
Coding region: 210-971 (253 amino acids)
Biological process (GO): peptidyl-aspartic acid hydroxylation; negative regulation of Notch signaling pathway
Cellular component (GO): cytoplasm; nucleus
Molecular function (GO): ankyrin repeat binding; peptidyl-histidine dioxygenase activity; [protein]-asparagine 3-dioxygenase activity
Source: RefSeq, a predicted model, not a curated record